Molecule: messenger RNA, 704 nt
Organism: Suillus subalutaceus
Lineage: Eukaryota; Fungi; Basidiomycota; Agaricomycetes; Boletales; Suillaceae
Product: 60S ribosomal protein L44
Exons: 7
Coding region: 66-386 (106 amino acids)
Biological process (GO): translation
Cellular component (GO): cytosolic large ribosomal subunit; ribosome
Molecular function (GO): structural constituent of ribosome
Source: RefSeq, a predicted model, not a curated record
CGUACACGGAAAUCCACGCUACUAUCGUCGACCUCAAGCCUAAGACAUCGCCGACGCCGACAACCAUGGUCAACAUCCCCAAAACUCGCCGGACCUACUGCAAGGGCAAGACGUGCAAGAAGCACACGCCCCACAAAGUGACACAGUACAAAAAGGGCAAAGAUUCGCUGUUCGCCCAAGGAAAGCGUCGUUACGACCGUAAGCAAUCAGGGUACGGUGGUCAGACUAAACCCGUCUUCCACAAGAAGGCAAAGACGACGAAGAAGGUCGUUCUGCGGUUGGAGUGCACGGUGUGCAAGUACAAGAUGCAGCUUUCGUUGAAGCGUUGCAAACACUUCGAGCUUGGUGGUGAGAAAAAGACAAAGGGUGCUGCCCUCCAAUUCUGAGCGCCUUGGGAGUCGUUUCAUAUUUUGUUUUCCACUGCUAUGUAUCCUCAAGCACAUUAUGACAUGACAUGCAGCAUAUUCUUACGUGUGACUGGUCUCGAGUGAUGCGCCUUGCCUGAUGUCGACUAGCCUUGUGAGUGUCACCGAGUGAAGAUAAAUACGACGCCCUAGCAACCAAAACUAGUAGCCGCCCAUUUACAACGUUAGUGGAGCACAGAUUAAGCGAUGUAACGAUGAGCCAAAAUGAUGAAGUAGCGCCGCAUGCGCACUGUUUUUUUUUUGAAAUUGCUGUGAUGCGGCUUGUGACGGUAAAUUCCA